Messenger RNA from Symbiodinium necroappetens, 2505 nucleotides. NCBI's taxonomy places the organism in Eukaryota, Dinophyceae, Suessiales, Symbiodiniaceae. The record is from the annotation of a GenBank genome assembly.
AUGUCAGGGAACAGUACUGGCAAACCAUGGCAAACCCACAUAUCAAAUCAUCAUGUCUUCGCCACUUCUAGUGGAAUUCUUCUCGGCAUCGUUGGGGUCCGUCGCACCCGGCUUCCUUGGGAGGCGUACGAGCGAAAGGGUGAGUACACGAACGCUUUGGCCGAGCUUUGCCUGGCCUUGAAGCAGGAGCCAUCGCAUGUUUCUUCUCUCAUCACGCAGGGUCUCAUCCACAUGCAGAUGAAGGAACUGGAGCAGGCUGAGACCUCUUAUCGGAAAGCCCUGGCGGUUGAAAAGAAUCACGCGCUUGCUCUGGUUCGCCUCGGCUACUGCAAACUCUUGGCAGCGGACCUGCAGGAGGCGAUUCAUCUAUUCCAGCGGGCUUUGCAGCAACGAUGUGGCACUGUUGCUCUGCCUCGUUCUGUCAAAGGGUCAGCCCGGAUCUACAUGGCAUUGGCCAUGAUGGGGCAACAGGACAUGGACGGCGCUCUUUACCAGCUUGCAGAAGCUCGCAAAAACCACAGGAACUUCGAAAGUCUGUGCAGCUCCGGGAAAGACAGCAUAGUCAAAGGUGAGUGCGAAGGUCUCGUUGGCAAGCUUCGUUCCAUGUCAGACCUGGAUGUCACCCUUGCACAGGCAUGGCAGUUGGUUGAGCUGAUGGCGAAGGAGUUGGAAAUGGGCCUUCGAGACCCGUCAGCAGGAAAGGGCAGUUCGCCGGAGUCGGGGCAGAGCCCUGCGAGAGAGCAGUUCACUGCUUCUUCACCAGAGAGCCAGGCAAAGAAAGUAAAGGGUGAAGCCGUGUCUUCUCCGGUCACAGAUCGUCGUGCUUGGGCUACCAGUGGCACAGAGGCAGCCGGACCCGGACCGGAGAGACGCGCAUGGAUUUCUACGACCGAUGCAAAGGAUGCUCGAAGUACCGGCCAGUUAGAUCAAGGAGGCAAGAUCCUGCUAGCGAAGCACGAGAUGAUUGAUUUUGCGAAGCUAACGCAGAAGGAUUGCCUGGGAUCCGGCGGUUUCGGAGCUGUGUACCGAGGGAUUUUUGAAACUCGCGAGGUGGCAAUCAAGAAGCUUUUCUGUGAGGAUGGAGGCAACAUUUCGCCACUGCAGCUGGAGGAGCUGGAGAAGGAGGUAGUUGCGCUUCGAAGUCUUAGCCAUCCGCGGCUGGUGGGUUUCAUUGGAGCGUGUUUGCAGCCGCCGAACUUGUGCAUCGUCACAGAGUCAGGAGCUUGGGCGGCUGUCGUGAGUGAGAUCACAACGUGCGAGCAUGAGGGCCGAAAUGCCAAGUCUGCGCUGCAUCGCGCAGCGCUGCGUGGGCGGGCGGAGAUGAUCUCAUUGUUCUUGCGCGAGGAGGCUCCUGUAGACGUCUUGGAUGAGCAAGGCAACACUCCACUGCACUUGGCCACAGAUCUGGGCCGUGCACGAGCCGUUCACUGCUUGCUCCAGGCACGUGCCUGCGUCCAGACAAGAAACUGCUUCGGGCGGUCGGUGAAGGAGAUGGCCGUAACCAAUUCGUGGGAUGAGCAGAGCAUCGCGGACGGUAAAGCGUUGAUCAGGAGGAUGCUCGAAGCAGAGCAAGUUCCUCUGGACAACUUACCAGCCGAGCCGCCAGCAGCUUCGCACCCUUUGCCUGAGAAGGUUCGCAGCUUUGGGCAUGUCGAUCCCGAAGUCAGCUUGCCCGUGGACAAACCUGCAUCGCCCAGGGAGGAGCCAGAAGCUGCAUCAUCCUGGACGCGGGUAUUUGUCGGCGAGAGGAAGUCAGAAAGCAAGCAUCAGCCAUCAGCCAGCAUGUCGUCGCGAACAUCGUAUAGCCAGAUGUCUGAUGAUGCCUUUCUCACAGAGGUGUGCCUCCAGGCACUGGUGAAGCAGGCGGAUCUGGGAAGCGUCAAGCGCUGGCUGCGAUGCAAGUCCCAGCAGCUGCCCCUCCCGGGUGAAACGGCCGAGAGCGCUCUCUUCGCAGCUGUGGGCAGCUGCGAAUUCAGUGAGACCGGUGAGGACAUUCGUGUUGCACAGUCGGCUUUGCACCUGGCUGCGCUGCAUGGCCACACGGACAUCUUGAUGCUGUUGCUAGAGACUAGAAUCAAUCCCAACGUGACGAAUGAUCAAGGCAGCACGCCAUUGCAUCUCGCUGUGGACUUGGAUCGCGCAGAAUCGGCACAACUGUUGCUGAAAUUCCGAGCAAACCCGUGUCUGCGGAACAACUUCGGCCGCACGCCGUAUGGUAUGCGCGAUGGUCGAGGCCGCCUUCCUGUGCCACCAAGUGCUGCAGACAGGAUGGUGACGAUCUUCUUCGAUGCGUCGAAGCAUCUUAGUGACACCGAAUGCAGCAUCUGCCGCGAAGAUUUUCAGCAAGGGGAUCAGCUCCGUGUUCUGCCAUGCUUGCACAAGUACCACGCUUUCUGCAUUGACGAGUGGCUGGCACGCAGCGUGGCCCGGAACUGUCCCUCCUGUUUACAUUGCAUCGACAAUGUCAGCAGUGAACAAGAUGACAUCGAGUUGAUCAGUCUGUGA